Tribolium castaneum (red flour beetle) is the source of this 2889-nucleotide messenger RNA. RefSeq lists its product as uncharacterized. NCBI's taxonomy places the organism in Eukaryota, Metazoa, Arthropoda, Insecta, Coleoptera, Tenebrionidae. The record is from RefSeq and is a predicted model, not a curated record. Gene Ontology annotation, molecular function: protein binding. Gene Ontology annotation, biological process: ribosomal small subunit assembly; maturation of SSU-rRNA from tricistronic rRNA transcript (SSU-rRNA, 5.8S rRNA, LSU-rRNA). Gene Ontology annotation, cellular component: Pwp2p-containing subcomplex of 90S preribosome; small-subunit processome. Bases 90 to 2864 code for a protein of 924 amino acids. The transcript has 15 exons.
UUCUAGGGUUAUGUUUACGUCAACGUUUGAGGUUAUCUCAAACACACGUGCAAAAAAACAGUGCGUAAUUUUUUUGUGUAUUUACAAAAAUGAAAUUUGCAUACAAGUUCAAUAAUUUACUGGGGACCGUCUACAAAAAAGGGAACCUCCUGUUUUCGCAGGAUGGCAACUCGGUGAUAAGCCCUGUGGGCAACAGGAUCAGUAUUUUUGACUUGAAAAACGAUAAAGUGACCACCCUCCCUGUUGAAAGUCGGUUCAAUUACACCGCUUUAGAUUUGAGCCCAAAUGGGUGCUCCCUGAUUGCCAUAAAUGAAGAGGGUGAAGCACAUUGGAUCAGUUUAAUUUCGCAAACAAUCGUUCACAAAUAUAGGUUCAAGAGAAAAGUACGGGCGGUUAAAUUUAGCCCCGAUGGGAAACACUUUGCUGUGUGCAAGGAAAACAACGUUUUCGUGUUUAAAGCCCCGGGGCUACUCUCAGGUGACUAUAACGCCUUCGUAAUGGAGAGGGUUUUUCACGGGGCUUAUGACGAAACGACCUGUCUUGACUGGUCAUCGGACUCGCGGAUUUUAGCAGUGGGGUCCAAAGACAUGGCUGUUAAAUUGUACCCCCUCGAAAAGUGGCACAACUUUAGGAUUUAUUCGUUGGGGAAUCACACGGAUAGUAUUGUCGGUUGUUUCUUUGAGGAAAACACUUACGACAUUACUACUAUAAGUAGGAACGGGCAAGCGUGUGUCUGGGAGUGUAGCAUAGACCCUGAUAAACUUGUCCCGCUAGAUAAGGCGCCCCCGCGAAAGAAAAAGAAAGGCAACGACGAGUCAGAAGAGGACGAUAUUGACGUAAGUAAAGCACUAGAGCUGACUGAAGCCGAGCUUGCGAGCGCUGUUGAAGAAAAAGACGAUUCCGAAGUUCAAAACGACAAAUUUUUCUACAAACGUUUGGCACGUCAUUACCUCGCGGACGAGGCCCGCAAGGACGACCGCGAGGCCGUCCUCACAUCGGCCGCCUAUCACCGAAAAAGCAAAAUUUUAGUCACAGGGUUUUCAAAUGGGGCUUUUUUCAUCCAUGAGCUGCCCGACGUGAGCUUGAUCCACUCAUUGUCAAUCUCGGAGGAGAAAAUUUCGGCGAUUUGUCUCAACUCCACUGGGGACUGGAUCGCGUUAGGGUGUGGCGGCGUGGGUCAGCUCCUCGUAUGGGAAUGGCAAAGCGAAAUCUACCGUUUGAAACAGCAAAGCCACUCGAAUAACAUGAGCUGCGUUUGUUAUUCAGUUGACGGCCAGUUGCUGGCAACUGGGGGCGAAGACGGAAAAGUCAAACUCUGGAACGUUUACACGGGGUUUUGUUUUGUUACGUUCAGCGAGCACUCGAGCGCCGUUACGUGCGUUAGUUUCAGUGGCAGUCGCAAAUUUGUUGUCUCGGCGUCACUUGAUGGAACAGUGCGUGCUUAUGACCUAAUCCGUUAUCGCAAUUUUCGCACGUUUGCGUCUCCGAGACCGGUCCAAUUCGCCUCAGUUGCCGUCGACAGCAGUGGCGAAUUCGUGGCUGCGGGUGGACAAGACGUGUUUGAGAUUUUCCUAUGGUCUGUGAAAACCGGGCGUCUUUUGGAGAUUCUGGCAGGUCAUGAGGGACCAGUGGCCAGUUUGGCUUUCAGUCCGUGUGUCACUAGCACCUGUCUGGUGUCGGUUUCAUGGGACAAGACAUUGCGGGUUUGGGACGCGAUUGAGAAAGGUUCAGCCCAUGAAACCAUCGAGUUGGUGGCCGAUGGACUAUGUGUUGCUUUUAAACCCAAUGGUUUGGAAGUGGCUGUGGCCACACUGGACGGGCAAAUUUCGAUUUUCAACGUCAAAAAUGCCGUCCAGGUGAGCAGCAUUGAGGGCCGAAAUGAUCUAGGGAGUGGACGGGCGGACACGGAUUUAAUCACAGCGAAAACAACACUCCAAGCCAAGGCAUUCACAAGCUUGUGUUUUUCGGCCGAUGGUGAGUACAUCCUUGCCGGAGGCCAGUCAAAGAACGUCUGUAUUUACAACGUGGCUGAGUCCUUGAUUGUGAAAAAAUUCGAAAUCACCCAAAACCGGUCAUUGGACGCCGUUGAUGAUUUUAUAAAUCGACGAAAAUUGAACGAAUUCGGAAACAUUGCCCUCGUGGAAGAGCGUGAGGAGCUAGAAGGGGGUAACGUGACUUUAAAAUUGCCAGGGGUGAGGAAGGGAGACAUGUCGAGUCGAGUUUUGAAACCCGAGGUGCGAGUGUUUUCGCUGCAAUUUUCGCCAACUGGGCAACAAUGGGCGGCUGCUACGACUGAGGGACUUUUGAUUUAUUCCCUCACUUCGGGGCUAGUGUUUGAUCCCUGGGAUUUGCAAAUCGGGAUUACGCCCGAUGCCGUCAAAAACUCCAUCAGAGAUGGGGAUUAUCUCAACGCACUCACCAUGGCCAUGAAAUUGAAUGAAAGCGCGUUAAUUCAAGAAGUGAUCGAGAAUAUUCCGGUCAAAGAUGUCGAACUGAUUGUUUCGAGUUUGAGCGAACAGUACAUUCAGAGACUUUUGGUGAUUAUUUCCAGUGCGUUAGAUAGUUCAAGACACUUGGAAUUUUAUUUGAUUUGGGCUCAGACGUUACUUACCGUUCACGGGCCCAAAAUUGCCCCACAAAAAAAUAUGGCCUACUUGUUAGCUUUGGAGAAGAGUUUAGUUAGGAAAUACGACCAAAUCUCAAAAAUCUGCGAAUUUAACAAAUUUACGAUACAAUACGUUAUGAAAUUAGGUGACGAAAUAGCGAAGAAGGCAAAAAAUCAAGAUAAAAUGGAGCUCGAUGAUUCAAAUUCGGAAGAGGAAGUUGAUAACAACGAAAACGAUGAUUUGUACAUGUCUGAUUAAUUCUCUCAAUAAAAGUUUGAUUUAA